Gadus chalcogrammus (walleye pollock) is the source of this 3764-nucleotide messenger RNA. It is a transcript of the gene ushbp1, whose product is annotated as Usher syndrome 1C binding protein 1. The record is from RefSeq and is a predicted model, not a curated record. The transcript is spliced from 13 exons. NCBI's taxonomy places the organism in Eukaryota, Metazoa, Chordata, Actinopteri, Gadiformes, Gadidae. The coding region runs from base 924 to 2414 and encodes 496 amino acids.
UUGAGAGGGUAGGUUUCACCACGGAUAAUGAUGACUUUGUGGCAGUAUGCGGUGGGAGGAUUAGUAACUUUGUCCCGAAGGUUGGAUCCACGUUGAGGAUGAAGAGGUGAACCAUGAAGCUGCAGAACGGCCAGCUGGUUCACUGUGAGGACACCGGCUCUUGUGCGCAGCGGGCCCUUGGGGCCAUGACCCGGGCAGAGCAGGGCCCCCAGACGGGGGCCCCUGGGGGGACCGAGCCCACAGAGCCCUCCCCAGCUGAGCUGGUUCAGUGCCAAGAGGACAUGGGCUCCUUGCUCAGCUCCAUCGCCGAGCUCAACGUGAAGAUUGGGAGACUGAAGGCGCCCAGCGAACCAGAGGACUUUAAACCCUCCAGAGUAUCCCAACCUGUGCUUCAAGGCUUGUGGCACCACAGGCUUCUCACUGGAGGCCAAGAGAGGCACCCAGCCCCAGGCUCUGACCGAGGCCCUCCUAACCCGGGUGGGCACACACAACCUUUCACCUUAGUUUUUUGACGUUUCAUAUUUUUUGUAUGUUCUUUACUACCAAAAUAAUUUCCAUAUCUAUGUAAAAAUCCCAAGUAAAUUAUGUAUCUAAAGAAGAACAACUAGGACUAGGUCCAUUGCCAGAAAAUACUAUUGGAUUAUUCCCCAUAAACAAAGUGACUGCCGUCUAACUUUUCUUCCACCAGAGGGCAGACGUGAGUUAUGGCCCAAACUACAGAAGGCUCUUACGGCUGUGGAGAGGUCCGUCAAUACCAGGCGCAAAUGGGCCAUUCUCACCACUGCUACGGAUCUGGUCAGACAGACAGAACACCUCGUAGCAGCUGAAACAAUCACAGCGUCAGCGACGCAGAUUCUGGAGGAGAUACAAAGAGAGUUGGGGAUUUCGUUUCCUCCAGCAAUGCCAAAUCUAGAACGUCCACAAUGCCGUAUCCACAGCAGCUUGGGGGCGGAGACGCAGGCGCCCCCCACGCCCCCCCCACGCCCCCCCCCAGCCCCAUCCCUCUGAUGGGAGAGAUGGGCAGCCUGCGGAGGAAGCUGGAGGGUCUGCAGAAGGCCUGGAGCUCCAGGAUUCCCUCCCCUCUCUACAGCCCUCCCGGGGCCUCCCCGUGUGGGCCUCGGAGCCCCAGGCUGACCUCGCCGCCUCCCUACCCCGGCUCCCCCCUGCUCCUCAGGAGGCCGCUGCGAGCCUUCACAGCUCCUCUCUCCACGCUCAGGGACACCUCCCCCCCCGGCUCCCCCCGGCCUGCCAGGGCCCCGGGGGUCCGCAGCACGUCACCGGCCCCCAACUCAGCCAGCAGCCACGAGAGCGAGACAGAACGGUUGCAGAGGUACGUCGAGCGGCUGCGGGCGAGGAACCAGCGCCUGAGCUCCGCUCUGGAGCGGCGGACGGCCGAGCCACCGCAGGGGGACCGGCCCACCCUGCAGAUGGCCCUGGCAUACUGCCAGGAAUGUGAAGAAGCUUAUAGCGAACUACUGUCCCUGUAUGAGUUGAACAAACAACAAGGCGUUGAGGUCUGCCAGUUCCCAUCAUCAGGCCCCGCUGGGGACCUGCAGCAGUCUAGUAGUCCGCCACACCGCUUCAGGUUCCCCGAGGCCCAUCAGCUGUCCACUUCCUUCUCCACAGCAGGGGGCGCUGUGGGGGGCGACGGUUGGACUCUAGCUGAGCAGAGGGCCGCUUCCGUCGGGCGGGAGGCCGCUCUCCGGCUGCAUAUCCAGGGUCUGACCGCCGUGCGGCCCCUGAGGACUGGAGGAGAAAGGCCCCUGGUCCCCGCCCCCGGGCUGGCCCCAGACCCGGGCCCCGCUACAUAUGGGCUGGAGCUGCAGGAGGAUGAGCGGGCGAGGGGUACAGAGAAGAGUCUGCUGUUCGAGGAACCUUUCACCGUCGGGGAGGAGAUGGCCGAGCGGUCGGCUGAGACCCACCUGGCAGAGGAGGAGCUGAGGUGCCUGGACUGGGCUCUGCAGGCCCUGAAGGCCCAGGAUUCUCCCCCCGGCCCCCCUCUGGCACCGCACCCCCAGAGCCCCGGAGUGGGGCUGCUGCACCGCGCUGAACCCCAGUCACUUCCUGAAGCGGAAGACAAUGGGAACACCUCUCGUUCUCAGAAGAAAGACAAUCUGGAAGAGCUCCACGUUAUAUUUCAAAGAGAUCAAGGUUUGAAGAAGAGACUGUCCCUCGUUCGGGAGUCCUUGGCCACAGCUCUCCGGGACAGCGCCCCCCGCAGACGGGACAGCGAUGACCCCACAAGCCGGAAAGCAGCGAGCGCUCACAGGAGCAGCCGGAGGAGGUACCAGGAGCAGGUAUGGAGGCUGGAGCAGAAGGUGGCAGCCAUGUCCCAGAGCCAUCUGAGUCAGAUAGCCGGCCUGAAGGCCACCGUGGAGGCCCUGGAGGGGAGGCGGGAAGAGACGGCUCUGUGACCGUACCAAACACCUUUAACCUUUAUUAGAUCGGCCCUGUGUUACAUCAUAACCCCAACACCUUAAGGGACAUAAGAACCUGUGUUACAUCAUAACCCCCACACCAUAAAGGACAUUAGAACCUGUGUUAUAUCUCUCUGGGCAGAAUAAUGUUGGUAUUGUUUUGUUUGAGGAUCAAAUCUGUGGUCUUUCCGCCAGAAGGUGAAAGUAAAGUAAAUUAGACUGAAAAACAAAAAGAGUUUGUCAGUUUGUCUGGUCUUUGCAGCCUUGCUGGGUUGGACUAAAACGCACACACACACACGGACAUGCACGCACAAGCACACGCACACUCACACACACACACGCACACACACAGACACACAGAGACAUAUAAUGGUUGACAGCUUGCACUCAUGGUCCUUUGACAGUUUGUCUAUAGCUUGGGUAAAUCCAUCCUCUGUGUUUAGGCCCUGUUGGCCCCUGGGUUUAGGCCCUGUUGGCCCCUGGGUUUAUUGGCCCCUGGGUUUGGCCCCUGUGUUUAGGCCCUGUUGGCCCCUGGGUUUGGCCCCUGUGUUUAGGCCCUGUUGGCCCCUGUGUUUAGGCCCUGUUGGCCCCUGGGUUUGGCCCCUGUGUUUAGGCCCUGUUGGCCCCUGUGUUUAGGCCCUGUUGGCCCCUGUGUUUGGCCCCUGUGUUUGGCCCCUGGGUUUAGGCCCUGUUGGCCCCUGUGUUUAGGCCCUGUUGGCCCCUGGGUUUAGGCCCUGUUGGCCCCUGGGUUUAUUGGCCCCUGGGUUUAGGCCCUGUUGGCCCCUGGGUUUAGGCCCUGUUGGGCCCUGGGUUUAGGCCCUGUUGGCCCCUGUGUUUAGGCCCUGUUGGCCCCUGGGUUUAGGCCCUGUUGGCCCCUGGGUUUGGGCCCUGUUGGCCCCUGGGUUUAGGCCCUGUUGGCCCCUGUGUUUAGGCCCUGUUGGCCCCUGUGUUUAGGCCCUGUUGGCCCCUGGGUUUGGCCCCUGGGUUUAGGCCCUGUUGGCCCCUGGGUUUGGCCCCUGGGUUUAGGCCUGUUGGCCCCUGGGUUUAGGCCCUGUUGGCCCCUGGGUUUGGCCCCUGGGUUUAGGCCCUGUUGGCCCCUGGCUUUGGCCCCUGUGUUUGGCCCCUGGGUUUGACCUGACAGCAUCAGAGCUACAUCUUGAGGGGUUGAGAGCUGGACUAGAAGGUCAUCAGCUCCUCAAGAGGUCCUAUUCACUCUGCUCUUCCUUCUGUAAUCUAUACAUAUGUGUGUUUGUAUAGAUUCAUAUAUGUAUAUAUAUAUAUGUGUGUGUAUAUAUUAAUAUAUAUAUAUGUGUGUAUAUAUCUUACCUGUAAUAUAUCUAUAUAUAU